Ctenocephalides felis (cat flea) is the source of this 3949-nucleotide messenger RNA. Its product is annotated as phosphatidylinositol-binding clathrin assembly protein-like. Gene Ontology annotation, biological process: clathrin-dependent endocytosis; synaptic vesicle budding from presynaptic endocytic zone membrane; clathrin coat assembly. Gene Ontology annotation, cellular component: clathrin-coated pit; synaptic vesicle; clathrin-coated vesicle. The transcript has 22 exons. The coding region runs from base 1 to 3075 and encodes 1024 amino acids. NCBI's taxonomy places the organism in Eukaryota, Metazoa, Arthropoda, Insecta, Siphonaptera, Pulicidae. The record is from RefSeq and is a predicted model, not a curated record. Gene Ontology annotation, molecular function: phosphatidylinositol-4,5-bisphosphate binding; 1-phosphatidylinositol binding; SNARE binding.
AUGGACGCCCUUUUAUGGGUUAUGGGUCCUGCGUUGGAAAACACUGACAAAGAAAAAAAAAUAGUACAAUAUCAAUAUCUAGUACACUGCACAAACGAGCCAAACGUCUCGAUACCCCAAUUAGCAAAUUUACUGGUCGAGAGGUCGCAGAACACGAAUUGGGUCGUAGUCUACAAAGCACUAAUCACGGUACAUCACAUGCUAGCAUAUGGUAAUGAGCGGUUUACACAGUACCUCGCUUCGAGCAAUUCCUCAUUUCAACUUAGUAAUUUUUUGGAUAAAAGUGGAGUCCAAGCCGUUGGGGCUAAAAUUGGAUAUGACAUGUCUCCGUUUAUAAGGCGAUAUGCCAAAUACCUGAAUGAGAAAGCUUACUCAUACAGGACAGUCGCAUUCGACUUCUGCAAAGUUAAAAGGGGGAAAGAUGAAGGUUCACUCCGCUCCAUGCACGCCGAAAAACUGCUUAAAACCCUCCCUGUCCUGCAGCAGCAACUGGAUUGCCUGCUGGAAUUUGACUGCACAUCAAAUGAUUUAACGAAUGGAGUCAUCAACAUGUGCUUCAUGCUGCUCUUCCGUGAUCUGAUACGUCUAUUCGCCUGCUACAAUGACGGCAUCAUAAAUCUUUUAGAGAAAUAUUUUGAUAUGAAUAAAAAACAGUGCAGGGAUGCAUUAGAUCUGUAUAAGAAAUUCCUGGUUCGAAUGGACAGGGUUGGAGAGUUCUUGAAAGUAGCAGAGAAUGUUGGUAUUGACAAAGGAGACAUUCCAGAUUUGACAAAGGCUCCCAGCUCACUUUUAGAUGCUCUGGAGCAACAUUUGGCUUCAUUAGAAGGAAAGCGAGGAAGCGCUGCCAAUACUCCUACACAAACAGCGAGUAACCAAAAGAAUGUGAAAAGUGGCGUGACUGCAUUAAGUUCGACAUCAAAUGCUUUUGGCAGUGCAGCACAAAGUUCUCGUCUCGAAAAUUCCAAUGGUAUUGAUGAGAAUCUCAGGCAACAGGCUCUUGCUGAAGAGGAAGCUGCUAUGAAUCAAUAUAAAUCAAAACUUCAGAGUCCGACAAAUUCAGCCGGAGCAAACUCGAGCACGAAUCCCUUCCUCUCGUCGCCAGUAUCGUCUCAGCCACCUGCUUCGGCAGCUGCUCCCAUAGUGGAUCUGUUUGGUCCAGCUCCACCGGCUUCCACUGGACAGAAUGGAGGCACCGUAUCGGGUAAACCAAGUGACGAUCUGCUGCAAUUAGGAAAUCCAUUUGCUGAUAUGUUUGGACCGCCACAGCCCGCAGUUUUACCGCAGCAGCAACAGCAGAACAAUAUGUGGACUAAUGGUUUCUCUCAGCAAACAACAACGAAUAGCUUCGUAUCAGACAGCAACUUUUCAUCAGUUUUUGGAAAUUCAGAAACUACAGAGGGAUUCGACGCAAUGGGAGAUGUAUUGCGUCCGUCAAUGAAAGCGAAUCAAAACGCAGGUACGAACCAGGCCGGAGGAGCGCCCGGAGCGCCUGGACAGGGACCAGCGGCCGGAGGCAAUCAGACGGGGAAGGUGCUCACUGGUGAUCUGGACAGCUCGCUGGCGUCGCUGGCGAAUAAUUUGACGAUUAACAAGAGUGCGCAGGCGCAAGUCAAGGGCGUAGCUUGGAACUCUCCCAAGAACUCAGCGAAACCAGGAUCAACGGGCUGGACCCCACAACCGAUGGCAGCCACAACUGGUGCAGGAUACAGACCUAUGGGUCAGGGCAUGCCCUUACCGCCUGUGAUGCACUCGCCACCGCCAACACUUGUGAUGCCCAUGGUGGGCCUGCAAGGUAUGGCUGCCGCCGGAAUGCGGCCGAUGAUGAUGCCCCAGACCGGCGCUCCAGGAAUGAUGGCACCGCAAGGAGCCCCCGGCAUGAUGCCUCAGGCGAUGAUGGGAGCGCCUCAAGGAGUCAAUUUUGGUAAUCCUGCUGCAGCGGCUGGAAUGCCGAUGAUGGGCAUGGGGGCGCAGAUGCAAACGACGAACAAUCAGAAUAUGGCCAACAUCCAACUGGAUCCGUUCGGCGCAUUAAUGGUUACAUAUAGAUGUUUAUGGGCCAUAUUAUUGGUAAUCAUUGCAAGUGCCUUAUUUGAAAUUGAUUUCAGUCAACUUGAUUUGGCACUAUUCAAUGUUCAAAGUUUCUCUCAGCAAACAACAACGAAUAGCUUUGUAUCAGACAGCAACUUUUCAUCAGUUUUUGGAAAUUCAGAAACUACAGCCGCUAACGAAGGACUUGUGCAAGAAGACCAACAGAAUCCGUUCUCCGGUGGCGACCAGAUGGGUGCUCUAUCCCAACAGUCCCAACAGGAACAGUUCCAAAUGUCCCAAACUAAUUUCCAACAGCAACAACAGCCUCCCCAAUCCAAUUUCCAACAACAGCAACAAUCGCCGAAGCCUAAGAGCGCCGUCGACGAUUUGAACGACUCGAUCAGGAUGGCGCUCGGAGGCGGAUCUCCGGCCAGACAGCCGAUGAUGUCGCCGGCGAGACAGAUGACAGGUACGAACCAGGCCGGAGGAGCGCCCGGAGCGCCUGGACAGGGACCAGCGGCCGGAGGCAAUCAGACGGGGAAGGUGCUCACUGGUGAUCUGGACAGCUCGCUGGCGUCGCUGGCGAAUAAUUUGACGAUUAACAAGAGUGCGCAGGCGCAAGUCAAGGGCGUAGCCUGGAACUCUCCCAAGAACUCAGCGAAACCAGGAUCAACGGGCUGGACCCCACAACCUAUGGCAGCCACCACUGGUGCAGGAUACAGACCUAUGGGUCAGGGCAUGCCCUUACCGCCUGUGAUGCACUCGCCACCGCCAACACUUGUGAUGCCCAUGGUGGGCCUGCAAGGUAUGGCUGCCGCCGGAAUGCGGCCGAUGAUGAUGCCCCAGACCGGCGCUUCAGGAAUGAUGGCACCGCAAGGAGCCCCCGGCAUGAUGCCCCAGGCGAUGAUGGGAGCGCCUCAAGGAGUCAAUUUUGGUAAUCCUGCUGCGGCGGCCGGAAUGCCGAUGAUGGGCAUGGGGGCGCAGAUGCAAACGACGAACAAUCAGAAUAUGGCCAACAUCCAACUGGAUCCGUUCGGCGCAUUGUAAAAAAAUUAAUUAAAAAUGUACAGGGACGAGUAGGGGAUGUGUGAUGUAAGGGGAAAGAAUUUAUGGAUUCAAUGAACAGCCCGAAUCCAAUCCAAUCCAAAUUGACUUGGUUUCCUAAACCGUGGAACCUCCAAAACACGGUAACAAAUAUAAAUAAAUAAAAAAAUAUUAUUCUUAUUAAUAAUAUAGGCAAGAAACUUGAUGUUGAAUAUUUUCGCAUGAUUUAUGAAGAUGUCUUUGAUCUGAUCAAUGAUAAUGUAUUUACUACUUCAUCUACUAGUGUACGUACUAUAAUUAUUAUUAUUAUCGAAAGAAUAUAAUAAUGAGACUUUGAGAAAAGAUGUGCAAUUUGUUAUUUAAUUGUUUAAUUAAUUGAUAAUUGAUUCAUCAUCGUCUAUACAUAUUUUUGUAUAAAACUCUAUUUGUUAUUUGUAAGUACAAGGUUUUUUUUCCUUAGCUGGAAACUUUUGAUGCAGAUGGAUAAUUGAAGAUGGAACUCGAAUUAAUAGUUUUUUAGUCUUUAGUAUUAGUGGUGUUGAGACUACUUGAGUAUUAAUUGAACCAAGUGCUGUUUGUUAAAUUUAUCUGAACUUUACAGAAAUCACUAGUAUAUCUUGUGUAUAUAAGUGAUAUUGAAUAUAUAUAUAAUUUUUUUUCUCAUUUUUCCUCUGCAUCAAUUGCUUUUCCAAUAUGAUUAUCGAAGUGUUUUCCAACAUUUCAAUGGAUAUUAGCCGUGUGAUAACAGAGUUUAAUGUUGAGCAUUUUUUCAAUUUUUUUCCAAAAAAGAUUGCUUAGUUUUUUUUGGAAAAGCAAAUAUGAUUUUUCCUCAUUAUGUAAGCGUAAUGUAAAAUUUUUGAGUCCUGUUGAAUGUUUG